Molecule: messenger RNA, 805 nt
Organism: Ruditapes philippinarum (Manila clam)
Lineage: Eukaryota; Metazoa; Mollusca; Bivalvia; Venerida; Veneridae
Exons: 3
Coding region: 25-417 (130 amino acids)
Source: RefSeq, a predicted model, not a curated record
AAAACAUUCGUAAUUAACAGUAUUAUGACACUACCGAAUUUGCCAAGUGCGAGACCCAAAUCGGCUAAGAUUGGUGCUAUCAACCAACAUCAGCUAAAGGAAGUUAGAAAGAGUUUCGCCCCAAUGCUUAUUGAAAGUGUUUUUCAGAAUUACGUAGGCGAAAAGAAAUUGAAUUUUACGAAAAAGAAGUACACAGAGAAGUUUAUCAAGAAGUGUGUUGAAAUCUGUUGGCUGAUGAAUUCACAGAAUCCACCUGUCAUUUUUGAUACAUCUGACGUGGAUGGGAAAUCUUUUGAUGUCGACAAAUUCAGGACAUACACAAAAACUGGCAAACUGGUUGACUAUGUUGUAUGGCCACCAAUGCUGUUACACAAAGGAGGACCGAUGCUUUGUAAAGGCGUGGCUCAAGGAAAAUAAUUAAGAUAUUUAAACAUGAAUAAAUUUCAAUAUUUUAGCGUGUCUGGCUUCAAUAACAUUAGGUUUAUAUAUCUGCGUAGCUGCAAUGAAAUUGUUUUUGAUCUAUUUUUCGACCCAAUGAAAUUGUAAGAUACAAAACUUUUUGCUGAUAAAAGAUUUAUACAAAUGGUUUAAAAUGCAUCAGUUAUAUGAAAUAUAAGGAGAUGGUCUAUAUAAAAAAAUGUUAUUAAAAAACUUUAACUUUGGCUACAUAGUACACGUGUUAUGACAUCAUUUAUUUAUAUAAAAACGUCAAGAGUUAUGAUAGGUAUGAGAUACAUUCUUGUGCAUUUAUAAAUGUAUCAACACCCAAACAUUUCCAUUAUAACUAUUUGAAGUCAAUUAAUCC